CACUCCCCGCCCCACAGGCGUCGGGAGAGGCGGGUCUCACUCAGGCCCUUUCUCAUCUGUCACUGCGGGAGACGAAGACGGAGGGCAGCCAGUCCAGACGAUGAAAGUCCUUCUGCUGAGAGACCCAAAGGAGGACGAGGGAGGGCAGGACCCCUACGUCAGGGAGCUGGGCCUGUGCGGGCUGGAAGCCACUCUGAUCCCCGCACUGUCCUUCGAGUUUCUGUCUCUGCCCGCUCUCUCCGAGAAGCUGUCUCGCCCCGAGAGCUACGCGGGACUCGUCUUCACCAGCCCCAGAGCGGUGGAGGCAGCGGAGCUGUGUCUGCAGAGGGGCGUCGGCGAAGUCUGGAGCAGGUCUCUGAAGGACAGAUGGAACGCGAAGCCGGUGUACGUGGUCGGAGACGCUACGGCCUCUCGAGUGAAUAAGAUGGGCCUGGACACGCAGGGCGGGAGCUGCGGGAACGCCGAGAAGCUGGCCGAGUUCAUCUGCUCCAGGGAGCCGCCGGCGCUGCCCCUCCUGUUUCCCUGCGGGACCCUCAAGAGAGAAGUGCUGCCCACGGUGCUCAGGAACAGAGGCAUCCCCCUGGAGCCCAUCACCGUGUACGGCACCGGCCCUCACCCCAGCCUCCAGGCCAGCCUGAGCAGCUACUGCGCCCAUCAGGGCGUUCCCGCCAGCAUCGCCUUCUUCAGCCCCUCUGGCAUUGCCUACAGCCUCCAGCACAUCCAGGAGCUGGCGGGGCCCCGUGUCCAGCAGAUCAAGGUCAGACGGGGAGGGCAGGGCGGCUACCCCACCUCCCUGAGGGGCUCCCAGCACCCCUUCCUCUGCCCGCAACAGUGUGGACUCCGUGUGAGAGGUCACCCGAGGGUGGCCCGGCUCCCAGGGCUGCUCCCCCUCCCGACACCCACUGCCUGAUGGGCCAGAAGGAAG
Molecule: messenger RNA, 925 nt
Organism: Erinaceus europaeus (western European hedgehog)
Lineage: Eukaryota; Metazoa; Chordata; Mammalia; Eulipotyphla; Erinaceidae
Gene: UROS
Product: uroporphyrinogen III synthase
Exons: 8
Coding region: 101-910 (269 amino acids)
Biological process (GO): uroporphyrinogen III biosynthetic process
Molecular function (GO): uroporphyrinogen-III synthase activity
Source: RefSeq, a predicted model, not a curated record